Paramacrobiotus metropolitanus is the source of this 685-nucleotide messenger RNA. RefSeq lists its product as uncharacterized. The record is from RefSeq and is a predicted model, not a curated record. Bases 113 to 433 code for a protein of 106 amino acids. The transcript is spliced from 2 exons. Lineage: Eukaryota; Metazoa; Tardigrada; Eutardigrada; Parachela; Macrobiotidae.
AGGCUGCACACUGUACAAAUGCGGCUUUAGCAGUCUCCUAUCACUUUUUUAUUUCAUUUGAACAUUUUAUCGCAGCGAGGCAGUACAUCUGAUUUCUCAACACUCUGCCACCAUGCAGCUCCUCUUCGUGGCGACCUUUGCCGUUCUCCUGGCUUGCGCGUACGGGCAAGCGGCCAACAGUGUGAUCGUGGCGCAGGCGCAGGCCAUCGUGGCGUCGGCGAACAAGAUCGCGGGUGAGAGCGGGGACAGCAACGCGGUGUUCAAGGACAUGGGCGACAUCAUGACGGCCGUGGCCAACAUCGGCGACGCCCUCGUCCAGUCCAACACCAAGCUCAGCGGCCGCGCCUUCAACGGCCUCUCCCUGGCCGGCGGCAUCCUCAACGGCAUCGGCGGCGCCCUCACCGCGGCUGGCGGCGGCGGUGGCGGCAAAUAAACCAGGUGACAGAUCCGCAAGAGCUUCUCCCUACACCCACCAGGGGUAUCGCCACCCGCCCCCACGGACCAAGAUUUUGUGUACAUCACGCGGACGUUUUAUCGGUUGAACUCGUUAUACACUGGUACAGUAAUUAUUCAUAUAAGAACGAUGUGAUCGCUGCAGUCGCGUGCGAUUUGUAAGAAGAUGGUGAACUUGAAUGUCUUGUAUGGUGUCCACUGUCCAGCAACUGAAUAAAUGCUACAUGCAUUG